AUGGUAUUAAUUAAAAAUUUAAAUGUGUAUAUAAUUUUUUUAGAUAUGUUAUUAUCAUUUUUUGGUUUAUAUGUAACACCGAUAAUGUAUUCAUUGUUUAAUACUGCUUCGAAAAGUUCUUUAUUUCAGGAUCGGAAUUUUGUUACUGUUGAUGAACUUUUACAUUCUGAUCUUGGACUUUCUACUACUAUUGAUUUAUGGGAUCUUAUUCUUAUGUUUUCACAUCUUUUAAAGUAUUAUAAAGUUGAAAUGAGUGUUGGUGAUUCAUUAUUAAUGAAUAUUCGUUUAUUUGUUGUAUUUAUAAUUUUUGUAUUAGUAACUGUUUUCUUAUUUGGACUUGUAAUUCCAGCAGUUGAUGGUGAUUAUAAAGCUGAACAUAAAAUCAAAUCAAAUCUCUUUAAUCAAACAUUACAUUUCUUUAUUAAACUAUUACAACACUUUACCAAGAAAAAUAAUACUAUUGAUACAAUUGUUACUAAUAAACAAUUAAAAAAUACUUGGGAUAAAAAUGAAAAUGUGGAAUAUGUAUUGAAAAGUGUUGAGGAGAUAAAUUCGGUGGAUAUGUUUACAAUGGCGAAAUUUACAUUUAUAAUUGGUUUUUUCUUGAUUGAUAUUCCAUUUCUCAUGUAUCGUUUAUAUAUUCUCAUCAAAUAUAAUGUAUUUUCAUUAUUAUUGUAUAAAAAUUUUAUGUUCCUAUUCUUAAGACCUUAUCGUCUUAAUAUGAGUCAACUUGCUGAACGUGAUACUACUAAAGGUUAUGAACAUCUUUUAUUCACACAAACUUCUAAUUCUAUUAAUAAUUCCAUUACACAUCAUACUUUGUUAAAUAAUUUCCAAGAUGAUGAUCCAAUAGAUUUACUCAAGAAAUAUGACAAGACUGAGAAAAAAAUACAUAAAUCAGUUCUUACACCUAUUUUAAAACAGAAAACUCUUAUUAAAAGAGAUCAAAUUAAAUCUGAUCCAACACCUUUCAAUUUCUUAAAUAAUAGUAGAUUACUCAAUGGUAAACCUGGGUUACCUAACGGGAAAUCUGGGUUGCUCAGUGGUAAACCCGGGUUACUCAAUGGAAGAACCGGAUUGUUUGGUCUUAAAACUAGAUUAUUUAAUGAUAGAACAGGAUUACCAAAUGGUAAAACUCGAUUAUUUGAUAAAAAGGAUAGAUUAAAUAUGGUGAAGAUGAUGAGUAGAAGUAAAUUGAUACCGAUGAGAUCAUAUCCUUUUACAUUAAUAUUACAUCAUUGGGUUUUAUUUUUGUUUCCUAAACAAAGGGCUGAAGUCACGAAUUUCCCUAAAUUCAUCACUGUAAAACAUAUUUGGAGUUGUAUUAUUGUAGUAUUCUCCAAUAUCAUACCUAGGUUCAUUAUAGUUUUGUUAUAUUUAACACAGAAUAUACGUUCUCCUAGAGAAAUUCUAGUAAAUUCAUCCAACUUUGAGAAGAUUUUAAUUGAAAUAACAUUAAUAUUUCCAAUUGUUACAUUUAUUUUCUCAAUAAAAACUUGUGGAAUCUUUGAUUCAGCAUUUUUAUUAUUUAGAGAAAUUGUCAGCCUAUUAACAUUUUCAACUUGUCUAUAUUCAUUUAAAUUAUUAUUAGAAACUUAUAAACUCUAUAAACAUUUGUAUAUAUUAUUAAUUCUAAUAAUUAAACCAUUGAUUAUAAUUUUUGAUUUUUUCAUUAUUUUUUUCCAAACUAUUAAUAAUUCCGUUAAAAAUAAUAAAUUUAAUUCCGUAAAUAAUUCGGUUAAUAGUUCGGUUAAACGUAAUUCUGUUGAAAAUUCUGUUGAAAAUUCGGUUAAUAGUUCGGUUAAUAAUUCUAUUGAAAGUUUGGAUUAUAAAAGUAUUUUAUUAUAUAAAAUAUUAAAGAGAUCAAUUGGUGGAAUAAUGUUGAAUAGUAAAAUAUGUAAUGAUGAUAUAAUAUUAAUGUUGAAAUGGCAUGAUAAAUUAUUCCAUUCACAAUGGUCUGAAAUUAUAGUUUCAAUACCAUUUAAAAUAAUUUGUAGUUGUAACUUAACUUCUAAAAUUUCCAUAUUAAUUUUAAUUUCCGAUAUAAUAUUUUCAUUAAUUUAUUGUCUAAUGUCACAAUCUGCACGUGUCUUAAUGUUAAGGAAAUAUGAAGUUAAUUAUAUUGUAAUGAGAGUUAUGAAAUUAGAUACAAAUGAUUGGGAUGAUUUAGAUAGUCCUGAACAUUGUAUUACACUUGCAGAAGUUGAUAAAUAUAUUAAUACACAAGGACUUUUAUCAUCACCCGGACUAAAUUUAUUUGGUUACAGAGUAUUAAACAAAGUCCCGUUUGUUUAA
Messenger RNA from Theileria annulata, 2295 nucleotides. RefSeq lists its product as uncharacterized. Lineage: Eukaryota; Apicomplexa; Aconoidasida; Piroplasmida; Theileriidae. Bases 1 to 2295 code for a protein of 764 amino acids. The record is from RefSeq and is a predicted model, not a curated record. The transcript has 4 exons.